CGGGAUGCUUUCGCAGCAUAGGGAUCAAAAGGCUCCAAAUUGAUGUUGAUGAUGGACGAGGCGCUUCACGGUGACUGCGAUGGAAGUACAACCGCUAGAUUGCGGAUCAAGCCACACCCAGCCCAUUGCUCGCUGGAUUGAUUGCGCACGAGAUUAACUGCGAGUGUGUCCGCCAGCCAAGCGCAAUGGCAGCAGCGAGAACAUGUGCCGUCCUGCAGCAGCUCUGUGGCGCUUUCCACGGAGUGCAUGCGUGGGCCAAAGAGGGAAGGCGCGGCGUCGUCGAGGGGGCUUCCCUUUUCGGACGGCCAACAACAGAGGGGCGCCAGUUCGGGGCCGCGCGCUGCCAGUGAGGAGCCCUACGGCCGGCGUGGACCGGGCAUCAAGGGCGAUUGGGGGCGGAGGCAUUGCGGCGGGCACUGCGGCGGGCCCGCACGUCGGAGCGGAACCCGUUUGGAGGAGUCGGGUCGCCUGGGCCUGUGCUGUUGCUUCCCGUGACGACAAUCUACCGUGUCUCAGGGCGAAGCAUGGCGGAAGAGCGGCGGCGCGGGCGCCUGGCCGGGCAGGAUGCGUUGAUUAAGCCGAUAUAGGGCCAUGUUUGAGCGUCAUUUGCGCGGGUGGAGGCCAGCAGCGGCAUGUGCAGUCACGUCUGCAGGUACCGCGGCCGCGCCAGAUGAAUAUCAUCGGGGAUGGAGGGUGGGAGAAUGGGCGCUGGAUCCGCUGAG
Molecule: messenger RNA, 722 nt
Organism: Trematosphaeria pertusa
Lineage: Eukaryota; Fungi; Ascomycota; Dothideomycetes; Pleosporales; Trematosphaeriaceae
Exons: 1
Coding region: 203-577 (124 amino acids)
Source: RefSeq, a predicted model, not a curated record